AUGGCUGCAGAGGGGAGGGCGGCGGCGGAGCUGCAGCCGGAGGGGGAGGUUGGCGGCGAGCCGGAGGGUGGGCUCGGGCAGCUGCUGGACGAGGAGGAGGAGGACGCCGGCUACGUGCUCUACAGGGACAGGAAGGAGUGGGCAGACAUUGAACCUGUCCCUCAAAAUGAUGGGCCAAAUCCUGUUGUUCAGAUCAUCUACAGUGAAAAAUUUCGCGAUGUCUAUGAUUAUUUCCGGGCUGUUCUGCAGCGGGAUGAGAGAAGCGAAAGAGCUUUCAAGCUAACAGCAGAUGCCAUUGAGUUAAAUGCUGCAAACUACACAGUAUGGCAUUUCCGGAGAGUCCUCCUCCAGUCUUUGGGAAAGGAUCUCCAUGAGGAACUUAAGUAUAUUACAGCUAUCAUUGAAGACCAGCCAAAGAACUACCAAGUCUGGCAUCACAGACGGGUGUUGGUGGAGUGGCUGCAGGAUCCAUCCCAAGAGCUUGAGUUCAUAGCUGACAUUCUUAACCAAGAUGCCAAAAAUUACCAUGCAUGGCAACACAGACAAUGGGUUAUUCAGGAGUUCAAGUUAUGGGACAAUGAACUGGAAUACGUAGACCAGCUUUUGAGGGAGGAUGUGAGAAACAACUCUGUUUGGAACCAGCGACACUUCGUAAUUUUCAACACCACUGGCUAUGAUGAUCCAGCAGUCCUAGACAGAGAAGUCCACUACACUCUUGAGAUGAUCACAGCAGUGCCACAUAAUGAGAGCGCUUGGAACUAUUUAAAAGGGAUUCUACAGGAUCGUGGUCUUUCUGAGUAUCCAAAUCUGUUAGAGCAACUGUUGGAUUUACAGCCCAGCCACAGCUCACCCUAUCUGAUUGCCUUUCUUGUGGACAUGUAUGAAGAUAUGCUUGAAAACCAGUGUGAUAACAAGGAGGAAACACUAAACAAGGCAUUGGAGCUGUGUGAAAUUCUGGCUAAAGAAAAAGACACCAUCCGAAAAGAAUACUGGAGGUUCCAUUGCUCUUUUAGUUUCCAGAGAAAAGGAGUACCAUUCUUUACCGUGAAUGAGGUCAUGGGGGUCGGGCAGGUGGAAGUCCUCCUGAGGUUGCAACAGGUCUCAGUGGACACUCUCUUUGCAUACAUCCUAAAUUUCCACAAUAAAAACACUCUAAAGAGUUAG
Messenger RNA from Haliaeetus leucocephalus (bald eagle), 1164 nucleotides. RefSeq names its product farnesyltransferase, CAAX box, alpha (gene FNTA). NCBI's taxonomy places the organism in Eukaryota, Metazoa, Chordata, Aves, Accipitriformes, Accipitridae. The record is from RefSeq and is a predicted model, not a curated record. Gene Ontology annotation, molecular function: protein farnesyltransferase activity; CAAX-protein geranylgeranyltransferase activity. The transcript is spliced from 10 exons. Gene Ontology annotation, biological process: protein farnesylation; protein geranylgeranylation. Bases 1 to 1164 code for a protein of 387 amino acids. Gene Ontology annotation, cellular component: protein farnesyltransferase complex; CAAX-protein geranylgeranyltransferase complex; cytoplasm.